AUGAUCGCCGGCAAGGAAGUCGUCGAUAUUCUCAGCACAAUCGUCCCGAUGUACUUCCCGCUAACAAUCGCCUACAUUACUGUACGGUGGUUCAACCUCUUCACCGCCGAGCAAUCCGCCGGAAUCAGCCGCUUCGUCAGAAUCCUAGCCAUUCCAUUCCUCUCCUUCAAAGUAAUCUCCUCCAACAACCUCCUCGCCAUUAAUCUCAAACUUUUCGCCGCUGAUUCGCUUCAGAAGCUCAUUUCUCUCGCCGCUCUGUUUCUCUGGAAAUUGCUCUGUAGAAACGCCUCUCUAGAUUGGAUGAUUACUCUGUUUUCUCUAUCCUCUCUUCCGAAUACGCUCAUCAUUGGCCUUCCGAUGACAACAGCGAUGUACGGCCAAGAAUCGGUUAGUUUCAUGAUUCAGACUCUGGUUUUUCAGAACGCGAUUUGGAUCAAUAUGUUGAUUGUUCUGUUCGAGUAUAGAGCUGCGAGGCUGAUUGUCGAGGCCGCGGCGGAGGAUCGGAGACGUGGUGGCGGAGAGUGUGGUUUCGUGGAUUUGAGUGGAUUGACGCAGGUUUUUCCGGACAAAACAGAGGUGAGUGUUGUGUGUGUUGAUGGCGAUGGUGAAAUUGGUUCUGAUGGUAUUGGUAAUGGAGGCUUACCGGCGAAAGAGAUACGUCCGGCCGACGGCGGUGGUGGUUCUAGACAUUUAGGCCGGAUUAUGGAGGUUGAGAAGGAAUAUGAUCUCCAAUCGGACGAUACUUCUCCUUCCAAAGGAACAAGAAGUGAAAUGACAAAACUUGUAGUUUACAUGGUGUGGAAGAAGAUUAGAAGAAAUCCCAUUACUUAUUCAAGUUUAGUUGGCAUCAUUUGGUCUCUCAUAUCAUUCAAGUAUGACAUAAAAAUGCCGACAUUGUUGCAAAGAUGUGUAUUAAUGUUAUCAGACACAGGCCAAGCUCUCUCCAUGUUCAGCUUAGGCAUUUUCAUGGCAGCACAACCAAACAUCAUCUCUUGUUCGAUGUCGGAGGCUGCCUCCGCCAUGCUCGUUCGAUUCCUCCUUAGUCCCAUACUCAUAGCUGCCAUUACCAAACUCGUCAAUCUUCAUGGAAUUGCAUUGCAUACCGCUAUUAUUCAGGCUGCUUUUCCUCAAGGAGUUGUUUCAUUCGUGUUGGCUAAGGAAUACAAUGUUCAUCCAAACGUACUCAGUACUUCGGUGGUUGUUGGAAUGUUGAUUGCCUUCCCAAUAAUUCUGAGUUAUUAUCUGCUUCUUGGGGCCAUUUUUAAAUAA
Molecule: messenger RNA, 1269 nt
Organism: Benincasa hispida (wax gourd)
Lineage: Eukaryota; Viridiplantae; Streptophyta; Magnoliopsida; Cucurbitales; Cucurbitaceae
Product: putative auxin efflux carrier component 1d
Biological process (GO): auxin polar transport; auxin export across the plasma membrane
Cellular component (GO): plasma membrane; endoplasmic reticulum
Molecular function (GO): auxin efflux transmembrane transporter activity
Source: RefSeq, a predicted model, not a curated record